Molecule: messenger RNA, 2526 nt
Organism: Arabidopsis thaliana (thale cress)
Lineage: Eukaryota; Viridiplantae; Streptophyta; Magnoliopsida; Brassicales; Brassicaceae
Product: Cysteine proteinases superfamily protein
Exons: 17
Coding region: 99-2423 (774 amino acids)
Biological process (GO): proteolysis
Molecular function (GO): cysteine-type peptidase activity
Source: RefSeq, marked reviewed
ACAGAAUCGAAAUUCAAAAUUCCGUCUCUUUGGUACAGAAUACGCUUUGGACCUUCUCGAGCCCGUCGGAACUGUAACUCAGUAUUAUUCUGGCGCCGAUGACUCUCCGGUCAGUUCAAUCCCGAAGUAAGCGGAAACCGAUUGAUGUAUUUGAUUACUCUGACGAGGAUGACCGUGUUGAAGAGGAGUCGAAGAAACUCCUUCGCAAAUUCGAUUCCCCAGUUACUAAAAAACACCACUGCGCCAUCGAUAAGUAUGAAUUCCUUCGAUGCUUUGCGAAGGAUACCCAAAGCGAGAGUAAAGUAUUGCAACACAUUGUUAUUGAUGUUGAAGUCCCAGUAAAAGAAGAACCGUCAAGAUGUGAACUCAGCGGAGAUGGAAAUAGUGACCUGAUUGAUGUUAUCUCCAAUGGCUCCCAUAGAAGGAUUGGAAUCGAUUCAUUAACGUCAUCAUCUCUGUCGGAAAAUGAUGAAGUUUCAACUGGAGAAGCCACAAAUCCUGCUUCUGAUCCACAUGAAGUUGAUCCCGAGAAUGCACAAGUUCUUAUUAUCCCUGAUGUUAUUAUAUAUGGAGAUAUAUACUGUACAAACUCGAAGUUAACAUUUUCACGCAACUGUAUGAAUGUUGAAAGUUCUUCAGUAAAUGCAACUAAAGGGACCUUUAGUUGUCAGUGGACAAUAGAAGAUAUCAUCAAAAUUGAGUCUCAGUGGUGUUUAGAGGUUGAGACUGCCUUUGUUAACGUCCUUCUGAAGUCCAGGAAGCCUGAAGGAGUUGAUAUUGCGAAAGAUAUUUCAGGAAUUGAUCUCCUAAAAUUUUCCGUGUAUGACCCUAAAUGGUCUAAAGAAGUAGAAACCAUCAGAUCGUUGGACUCGAGAUACAAGAAUAUUUGGUUUGACACCAUAACAGAGAGCGAGGAAAUUGCUUUUAGUGGACAUGAUUUGGGAACUUCACUCACCAACCUCGCUGAUUCAUUUGAAGAUCUAGUUUACCCUCAAGGAGAGCCAGAUGCUGUAGUAGUUAGGAAGCAAGACAUUGAGCUUCUGAAGCCAAGACGUUUCAUCAACGAUACAAUCAUUGAUUUUUAUAUCAAGUACCUUAAGAAUCGAAUUUCACCGAAGGAACGGGGCAGAUUCCACUUUUUCAAUUGUUUCUUUUUCCGGAAGCUGGCUAACUUAGACAAAGGUACACCUAGCACGUGUGGAGGAAGGGAAGCAUACCAACGUGUGCAGAAGUGGACUAAGAAUGUGGAUCUUUUUGAAAAAGAUUAUAUAUUUAUUCCUAUAAACUGCAGUUUUCACUGGAGUCUGGUUAUCAUCUGUCAUCCCGGUGAAUUGGUUCCUUCUCAUGUCGAAAACCCACAAAGGGUUCCCUGCAUCUUGCAUCUGGACUCAAUUAAAGGAAGCCACAAAGGUGGUCUUAUAAACAUUUUUCCGAGUUACCUACGUGAAGAGUGGAAAGCGAGGCAUGAAAACACAACAAAUGAUUCCUCAAGAGCUCCAAAUAUGCAGUCCAUCUCACUUGAGCUCCCGCAGCAAGAGAAUUCUUUUGACUGUGGCCUCUUUUUGCUCCACUAUUUGGAUCUUUUUGUGGCUCAAGCUCCUGCUAAAUUCAAUCCAUCCCUCAUCUCAAGAUCGGCAAAUUUUCUAACUAGGAAUUGGUUUCCUGCAAAGGAAGCUUCACUUAAGCGUAGAAACAUCUUAGAAUUGCUUUACAACCUCCACAAAGGUCAUGAUCCAAGUAUUCUUCCAGCUAAUUCCAAAAGUGAACCACCUCAUUGUGGAGUUUCCAACAGGAAUGAUCAAGAAACUGAAAGUGAGAAUGUGAUUGAGUGCUGUAACUGGAUAAAACCAUUUGAUGGUUCCUCAUCAACCGUUACAGACAUUUCCCAAACGAAGACUUGCUCGCCGGAUCUGAUUCUUAGCAAAGAAGUUUCUUACAGCGGAGGUUAUGACCCUCCGUCUUCUAAGCUCCGAAAGGUCUUCAUGUCACCUAUUGUGGAAGAAGUGCAAGAAAGUUGUGAGAAAAAGGACCAUUUGGAAAUGGACAUACAGAAAUCCACUGGUCAUGAGAUAGAAACAUUGCGAAAAGAGGGAUGCAUGCUUUAUAUUGAGGACAGUGAUGAUGAAGAAGCUGUUUCAGUAGAAUACGUCUCUGAUUCUCAAGAUUCAUAUGAAGUUGAGAUGAAAGUAGAAGAUGAUGAUGACGAUGAGCUUAUAGUUACUGGAGAAUCUUCAGGGAUUCAUGGAAGCAGAGAAAUCAAGUCUGAUUCAGCAUCGAUCGAAAGAGUGAACAAAAGUAGAGAUUCAACUGCUGCCUCUUGUUAUAAUGACUUUCUUCUUGUGUUAUCUGAUGAUGAGAGGAGCUCAGACGACAAAGAAAACAUCUUAAUAAGUUCAAAUGUGAUGGCCAAGCCAAAAACUUGAUACUUUAAUGAAGAUGAAUAUCGCCAAUCUAAUGCGAUUAUUAUUUUUAUGGUUUUCUAAUCUCUUUGCCCAUAAUGAAUAUCAUGUCAAAUUUUAUAUUCAA